Rhincodon typus (whale shark) is the source of this 1436-nucleotide messenger RNA. It is a transcript of the gene slc71a1-2, whose product is annotated as major facilitator superfamily domain containing 14A2. Gene Ontology annotation, molecular function: transmembrane transporter activity. NCBI's taxonomy places the organism in Eukaryota, Metazoa, Chordata, Chondrichthyes, Orectolobiformes, Rhincodontidae. The annotation marks the transcript as partial. The record is from RefSeq and is a predicted model, not a curated record. The transcript is spliced from 12 exons. Gene Ontology annotation, biological process: transmembrane transport. Gene Ontology annotation, cellular component: membrane.
GCUUUACUAUUGGACAGCGGCUCUGGUUCGGUUGAGGCGCUGGCGGUGGUCUGCGGGAAAUGGCGGCCGAGGCUCUGGGCGGUCGUCAGCUACGGCCGUUUCUAUGGCGAUGAGGCGGGUCGGGCCGGCUCAGGCCGCGUGAACGAAACAUGACCCAGGGGAAGAAGAAGAAGCGGCUGAACCGCAGUGUCUUGCUCGCCAAGAAAAUCAUCAUCAAGGACGGAGGCACGCCCCAAGGGAUAGGUGAACCGAGUAUCUAUCACGCAGUGAUUGUCAUCUUUUUAGAGUUCUUUGCUUGGGGCUUGCUGACAACUCCUAUGCUAACUGUUUUGCAUCAGACAUUUCCUCAGCACACCUUUCUAAUGAAUGGACUUAUUCAUGGGGUGAAGGGAAUAUUAUCAUUUCUCAGCGCUCCUCUGAUUGGAGCGUUGUCGGAUGUUUGGGGCAGGAAAUCCUUCCUUCUGCUAACAGUGUUCUUCACCUGUGCCCCAAUUCCUCUCAUGAGAAUAAGCCCCUGGUGGUAUUUUGCAGUGAUUUCUAUGUCUGGAGUGUUUGCAGUCACAUUUUCGGUGAUCUUUGCCUACGUAGCAGAUAUAACUCAGGAGCAUGAGAGGAGCACAGCUUAUGGACUUGUGUCUGCAACGUUUGCAGCUAGUCUUGUGACCAGUCCAGCCAUUGGUGCAUACUUGGCCAGGGCAUAUGGAGACAAUCUUGUAGUAGUUUUGGCCACUGCAAUUGCCUUGCUGGACAUCUGUUUUAUACUUGUGGCUGUGCCAGAGUCUUUACCAGAGAAGAUGAGGCCUGCUUCCUGGGGUGCACCAAUUUCAUGGGAACAAGCAGACCCUUUUGCAUCUUUGAAGAAAGUGGGUCAGGAUUCAACUGUUCUGCUGAUCUGUAUUACAGUGUUUCUCUCGUACCUGCCUGAAGCAGGCCAGUAUUCCAGCUUCUUUCUUUAUCUCAGACAGGUAAUUGGAUUUUCUUCAGAGACUGUAGCUGCCUUUAUUGCAGUUGUGGGAAUCCUUUCCAUUUUAGCUCAAACUGUAGUCCUCGGUAUCCUCAUGAGGUCCAUAGGGCAUAAGAAUACGAUCCUCCUGGGCCUUGGCUUCCAAAUUCUCCAGCUAGCUUGGUAUGGCUUUGGGUCUCAGCCCUGGAUGAUGUGGGCAGCGGGAGCUGUGGCUGCCAUGUCCAGCAUCACCUUCCCAGCGGUCAGUGCUCUAGUUUCUAGGAAUGCCGAUCCAGAUCAACAAGGAGUUGUACAAGGAAUGAUCACUGGAAUCAGAGGAUUGUGCAAUGGCCUUGGUCCAGCACUGUAUGGAUUUGUCUUCUAUCUUUUCCAUGUGGAGUUAAAUGAAAUGGGAGAUGUUGAUAACCCAGGCAAAGUUCCAAAAGGAAACAUGCAAAAUCCAACUGAUGAGAGUACUAUAAUCCCAGGACCU